AAUCAUAUUAGAAUAUCUUAAAUGGAAACACCGCCAGGGGUAAAAUCGUCAUUGAUGGCCGGCCGGCCAAGCCAUUUCGCGCCUGCACAAAAAACAGUUAGUCCCGCCCCGCCCCGCCGCAAAUCCAUUCCCACUGCAAACCAAAAGCCUCUCUACGCCGCCGCCGUCGCCGCCGCAGAGAUGUCUGCCACCACGACAUCUUCAGUCCAAAUCCUCCACCACACAGCCUCCUUCUUCUCUGAAAUCGUCUCUCAACCCGACCAUCGCCACCACCUCUUCUCCGCCUUCCUCCGGCGAGUCCCUGCCUCGCUCGUCAAGCCACUAAACCUCGCAGCGCAAACCCUAGAACGAGCGAUUUCCACCACCAGCAACUCCGUCGAAUCCUCAUCCCUCCGCCUCGCGGAGAAGCUCCUCCUCUCCAAUGGCAAAUCUCCGUUCUCUUCAUUUUUUCUCUCUCUCGUAAACCACCUCUCCCGCCGUCCAAUCGAUGCAGCUGUCGGACUUCUCGACGCCUUCCACUCCAAUCCUUCGCUGUUCAGACUAGAAAUCGCGCCAUCUUUGUUCCAGGAGCUGUUCCUCGUUCAUUUCCCGCCGAUCCUCGAAUGGUACAAGGAGCAACGAUCAACUAUUCUAUCAACUCUGUACUUGCACUCCGGCUACAACAGCGACGACCAGUCUAUUGUUUCCACCACAACACUCUUGUCGAAAAUGAGCGGCGAUCAAGCUUCGGCGCUUGGGGAUCUGGAGAAGGAUUACGAGGAUUUACUAGACGAAAACUGCAGGGUAUUCGUGGAGUAUUUCAAGGAGGUUCUGCGUAGUAAAAGUGAAGAUCAGACGAUUGUUCCGCCACAAAUUGUACUUCAAGUGAUCGACGGUGCAGAUAAGUUUGUUUGCAGCAAUGAAGAGAGGAUUAACGGCCAGGAUUUUGGGGCGACAAACAGACGGUAUAAUCCCAUGUGGGCAGAAGGAGAAAGAUCAGUUGAAUUGAGCAGCGACAGGGGGAAGAGCCUGUCAAGGUUUCCAUCUUUCUUUCCUGAAAGAGUCUCUCCGAAAGUGCUCACAAACCUCAGAUCCUCAAAAGACCUGGAAACAUCCGCAGAUGACAAUUCGAUUGAUGAUUAUUCUUCCUCAGAUUCUGAUGCUGGACAAGAGGAAAACAUCAAGAAGUUGACAUUGUUUGACGACUCUAAACAAAUGCCAUCGAAGGAAUAUAAGCAGCUUUUCUCAGAACAAUCCAGCCGUUCUUACAUGGAAGACGGUGAUCACUUGCCUAGCAGAGGAAAGCGUACUGCCCCGAAGGAUUUUGUCUGCCCCAUAACAACUCACAUAUUUGAUGAUCCUGUGACUCUUGAAACAGGACAGACUUACGAAAGAAAAGCCAUUCAGGAAUGGCUUGAAAGGGGAAAUUCCACUUGUCCAAUUACUCGUCAGAAGCUACACAGCACUCAACUUCCCAAGACAAAUUACGUCCUCAAACGUCUGAUUUAUAGUUGGCUAGAACAAAAUCCACUCCCCAUUCUCAGUAGUCAGCCAGUUGGAAUGGAAGCAGAAAAUCAUCAUAAAGAAUUCAAACCUUCAGUUAUGUCUGUUUCUCCUAAUAGUGUCAUAAGCCAAGCCGCCAUCGAUGGAACCAUAACCGAGCUGAGACUUGCGAUCACUGAUUUGUGCACAUCAGAAAUCUUGAUGGAAGCUGAAAAGGCCGUUCUCAAAAUCCAGCAGUUCUGGCAGGAAUCAAAUAUGGAAUCGCAAAUGCAAUCUAUGCUAGUCAAACCUCCUGUUGUUAACGGUUUUGUGGAGGUAAUGUUUAGUUCCUUGGAUAUACAAGUUUUGAGAGCCGCGAUCCUUCUUUUGACUGAGCUAGGAUCAAGAGAUGCCAGUGUUAUCCAGACACUAACCAGAGUAGACUCAGAUGUUGAAUGCAUUGUUGAACUCUUCAAGAAAGGUUUGACUGAGGCUGCGGUGUUGGUUCUUCUCUUAAGACCUUCAGCAACGAGCCUCGUGGAAAUGGACAUUGUGGACUAUCUCUUACCAAUGGUUAGCAAGAACGAGGACAAUGAUGAAUCCACAAAACUGUUUAUGAAGCCAAAAUCAGCUGCAGUUGUUCUGUUGGGACAUAUCAUUCGAAGUUCCAGUGAAACAAAUCUAAUCAAGAUCGUAAGAGGGAUUAUUUCAUCCGAUGCAGCUGAGAUAAUUGUUGACAGUUUAAAAGCUGAAGAUGUUGGGGAAAGGAUUGCAGCUGUGAGCAUUUUGGCAAGAUGCAUAUACGAGGAUGGAAAAUGUAGGAAUGUUAUAGCCCAGAGGGCGGUUUUAGGCCCUCUGAUGGAGAUAUUUGUUGGCAUAAGCGAUGACGAACGGUUUGAGAUAGUAAAUUUCCUUUAUGAGCUGAUUAAAUUAAACAGGAGGAAUUCGAACGAACAACUCUUGCAUAUCCUGAAAGAAGAAGGUACUUUUAGUGCAAUGCACAGUCUUCUCAUAUAUCUCCAACAUGCCCUGCCUGAACAAUCACCUGUAGUGGCUGGUCUACUCCUACAGCUUGAUCUUCUGGAUGAACCAAGAAAGAUGAGCAUUUACAGAGAAGAGGCCAUAGAUGCGCUUAUUUCAUGUCUCAGAAAUUCAGAUUUCCCAGCUGCUCAAGUCUCUGCUGCAGAGACUCUUUUAGCCCUACAAGGGAGGUUCUCCUACUCAGGAAAGAGUCUUUCUAGGGCGAUAUUACUCAAACGUGCAGGUUUUGAUAGGAGCUAUAGAGCUUUUCUCCGAAAGGAUCAGCGCCGCCACAACAUAUAUGCUGAACCUCAAGACAUAAUUGAAGAAGAAAAGGCAGCAGAAGAGUGGGAACGAAAAAUGGCUUAUGUCCUUGUGAGCCAUGAAUUUGGGAUAAUGUUUGAGGCUUUGGCAGAAGGCCUAACUAGUAAAAAUGAGGAGUUGCGUUCAGUUUGUUUCAUGACAGCCACUUGGCUUGUGUACAUGGUGUCGCUCCUACCUGACACAGGCAUAAGAGGAACAGCCCGUGUGUGCUUACUCAAACACUUUGUCUCAAUUUUCAUAUCUGAAAAGAACACCGACGAUGUUGCCCUCUCCAUGCUUGCACUAUAUAGUUUCAUCCAUGUUCCAGAAGGAUUGCAAGAUUUAUCAGCCAACAUGAAGGAUAUUCUGAAAAUCUUGAGGGAGCUCAAGAAAUCCUCCACAAUGGCAUCUGAGAUGCUAAAAAUCUUCUCAGAAGAACAUGACAACAGCGCUGACAUAUGGACUCAUAAUGAAUUAAGUCAAGAAGAUUGCAGCAUCAAUGGAGAAGUUCUCGUGAUAACUUGUUUCAAAGCCAAAAUUUUCUCAGGCCAUUCAGAUGGCACUAUAAAGAUAUGGACUAUUGGAGAUACCAAGCUACAGCUCAUUCAAGAAGUUCGACAACACACAAAACCGGUCACUAGCCUGGCAAUUCUGCACUCAUCAGACAAGCUGUGCAGUGGUUCUCUCGACAGGACUGUGAGGGUGUGGACAGUAACCGAGGAUGGAAUUUACUGCGAACAGGUUCAUGAGAUGAAGGAGCAGAUUAACGAUCUUGUCGUUGCUAAUAGUAUGGCUUGCUACAUUCCUCAAGGUGCCGGUGUUAAGGUGCACACAUGGAAUGGAUCCUCGAAACUACUGAACCAACAUAAGUACGUGAAACGCUUAGCUCUUGUACAAGGAAAACUAUACUGUGGAUGUCAUGACAAUAGCAUUCAGGAAAUCGACUUGGUUACAGGCACAGUAGGAAGCUUACAGGCUGGCUCGAAGAAACUUCUAGGAAAGGCAUAUCCCAUUCAUGCCCUACAAGUCCAUGACGGUCUAAUAUACGCUGCGAGCACUUCACUUGACGGAGGAGCAAACAUAAAGAUAUGGAGCGCAUCCAAUUACAAUAUGGUGGGAUCUCUGUCAUCGACAUUGGAAGUUAGGACCAUGGCCGUAAGCUCGGAGCUGAUAUAUUUGGGGUCUAAAGGAGGGACGGUUGAAGUGUGGUGCAGAAAGAAGUACAGCAGAGUGGAGACACUUCAGACAAGUCCCAGCAGCAGAAUCCUUUCCAUGGCUAUUGAUGACAAUGAAGACAUGUUGAUCAUUGGGACAUCUGAUGGAAGAAUUCAGACAUGGGGUUUGAGCUGAAGAAGAGACCCUAGGUCAGAUUUAAUCAGAUACUGAAGAAAUUGAAUCAGAUUCAAACAGAUAUGCAAUAUAAAGGUAUGCUUCGGUUUUGGAAUAACAAAUUCGUAUUUCAUUUUUUACUUAUGUAAUAAUUAUAGAUGAUGUAUAUAUAUGAAGCGUUAUUCAUGAAUUCAUAACGACAUUAUUUGAAGUCAAUUUCUUGUAUGCAUGAACGUAUAUGGUCGUGGGUAAGGGAGCCUUGGUGGCGUGGGUGAAAAAUGUAAAAUAUAGAUUGAUUUCAUUUUUCAAUUUAAAAAAUAUAUAUAUAUAUAUAUAUAUAUAUUAAAGAGAUUUAAAAUUUUAAU
Andrographis paniculata is the source of this 4478-nucleotide messenger RNA. RefSeq names its product putative E3 ubiquitin-protein ligase LIN-1. Gene Ontology annotation, biological process: protein ubiquitination. The coding region runs from base 22 to 4134 and encodes 1370 amino acids. The record is from RefSeq and is a predicted model, not a curated record. Gene Ontology annotation, molecular function: ubiquitin-protein transferase activity; protein binding. Lineage: Eukaryota; Viridiplantae; Streptophyta; Magnoliopsida; Lamiales; Acanthaceae. The transcript is spliced from 15 exons.